AUGACUCGUGUCAAGAGUUUCUUCGAGAGCCGUCGUGCCACUAUGAUCGCUGGGUCUCUCCUCUUCGUCGUCGCUGUUUCUGCGACGGCGAACCCAGGGGCUGUCAAGAGACAGGCGUCUGCCACUGCGACCAAGACCAGCAUUGACUUUGAGAGCUUGACGGGCUGUCAUAUGCAUGGUCCUACUCAGUUCUGUAUGGAUGGCUCUGAUGAGUAUCAGAUCAUUCUUGAAGCGACCAUGACAAAGGAUCCUCCCACUUCGUACACAGACUGCCACAGCCAUGGCUCGGACACAUACUGCAUGAACCCCAACGGCGGAGAAGUCCAGGUCCUCGUGGAAGGUGCUACAGCCACUACUCAGACCGCCAAAGAAACUGCUGCCGCGAAGAAGGACGAGAUCACUGCCGUAAGAUUCGUGUCUAACAAGACCAGCUACUGCAUAGGCCCCAGCUCAUCAGAAUACUACGUCCAGACUACCAUCACCAACACCGAGGAGUAUCCCGCUCAACUCACAAGCUGCCACAGCCAUGGCGAAGAAACACACUGCGUCGGCGGUGGCUCAGAAGAGGGUGGUCAGCGAGACUGUGGUCGUAAAGACAGAGACUACAAGAUCGGCAUUCGUAUCGGAAUGCUGUUCGUCGUUCUGGUCGCCAGUUCCAUUGGUGUCUUUGGGCCGAUUCUCAUGUCGACAUUUGUUCCCGUGCGAUCGAACAUUGUCCUCACGAUUCUCAAGCAGUUCGGUACUGGAGUUAUUAUCUCGACUGCCUUUGUUCACUUGUUCACCCAUGCGUUCAUGAUGUUUGGCAACGAAUGUCUUGGCGAGCUGCAAUACGAAGCUACUACUGCUGCUAUCGUUAUGGCUGGUCUCUUCAUUUCGUUCCUUAUCGAGUUCUGUGUUCAGCGCGCCAUGCGAUGGCAGUUGACCAAGAAGACCGAGACCGACUCAGCUUACUUGUCACCUAAGGCUGUGGAGAAAGCCGAGAUGGCCAACAUUACCAUCAUGGAAGCUGGUAUCAUCUUCCACUCAAUCCUCAUCGGUAUCACUCUUGUUGUAGCAGGAGACUCCUUCUUCAUCACCCUCUCCAUUGUCAUCAUCUUCCACCAACUUUUCGAAGGUAUUGCCCUCGGUACACGGAUCGCCUCGCUUGGCUAUGGUCAAAUGCCCCUCGCUCUGGGUCACUCACACUCACACUCUACACCACCUCCAUCCGUUGAACGAACCGGAACAUCUACUAUCCCUCUGUGGAAGAAACUCGUCCUUGCUUCUGGCUUCGCCAUCGUCACCCCCAUCGGCAUGGCGAUUGGUAUUGGUGUUCUGAACGUCUUCAACGGAAACGACCCUGCUACCUUGAUCGCUAUUGGUACUCUGGAUGCUUUGUCCGCUGGUAUCCUCGUCUGGGUUGGUCUAGUUGAGAUGUGGGCUCAGGAUUGGAUGCUGGGAGGUGAACUCAGCGAUGCUAGCCCCCUUACUACGCUUUUGGCUCUGUUUGGUUUGGUCUGCGGCAUGGUCCUCAUGAGCUUGCUUGGAAAGUGGGCUUAA
Fusarium oxysporum Fo47 is the source of this 1539-nucleotide messenger RNA. RefSeq lists its product as uncharacterized. The coding region runs from base 1 to 1539 and encodes 512 amino acids. The record is from RefSeq and is a predicted model, not a curated record. Gene Ontology annotation, molecular function: zinc ion transmembrane transporter activity. The transcript has 7 exons. Gene Ontology annotation, biological process: zinc ion transmembrane transport. Lineage: Eukaryota; Fungi; Ascomycota; Sordariomycetes; Hypocreales; Nectriaceae. Gene Ontology annotation, cellular component: plasma membrane.